AUGGUUCGUAAAAGGCAACUCAACAGUUAUAUUGCCUCCUCUGCUUCAAAUUUAGGUCUUAUGAAUUACUGCCCCAAGCAAAACACAAUGGCGGCAAGUGAUUCUGAAUAUCAGUGGUACCAGUCCGACUCGACCGUUUUUGUCUCAGUCAUGCGCAAGGGUAUCGAUCCAGCUACUCUUCGUGUUACCUUUGUUGAGGAUGCAGUCGCAAUUUACAUAAAUAAUGAACUCGCCAAUCAAAUUAACCUUGCUCACAAAAUUGAUCCUAGUAAAUCCUUAUACAAAUGUACACCUAUGAAGAUUGAGCUUAAACUGGCAAAAACCGUGAGCUCAAAUUGGAGCUGCUUGGAGGGGGUCGAUCCUGCGUCAUCACUCAAAGUAAUUGAUGUGUCUGCGCCGAGUAAGGAUGGGGACAAACCGAAAAGGGUCAACAAAUCCUAUCAUGACUGGGAUGCCGUGGCUAAAGAGGCGGACGAAAUUGAAGAAGGGGACCCCUUGAACAACCUUUUCCAGAAGAUAUUCAAGGACGCCAACGAUGACACCAGGCGCGCUAUGAUCAAGAGCUUUACUGAAUCCAACGGAACAGUUCUGAGCACAAACUGGGACGAGGUUGGUAAGGGGAAAGUUGAGAUGAAGCCCCCAGAUGGCAUGGAAUAUAAGGAAUAUCCUAAAUGA
Messenger RNA from Echinococcus granulosus, 675 nucleotides. RefSeq names its product Suppressor of G2 allele of SKP1. The transcript is spliced from 7 exons. Lineage: Eukaryota; Metazoa; Platyhelminthes; Cestoda; Cyclophyllidea; Taeniidae. Gene Ontology annotation, biological process: protein stabilization. Gene Ontology annotation, molecular function: protein-folding chaperone binding. The record is from RefSeq and is a predicted model, not a curated record. Bases 1 to 675 code for a protein of 224 amino acids.